Molecule: messenger RNA, 3276 nt
Organism: Paramecium tetraurelia
Lineage: Eukaryota; Ciliophora; Oligohymenophorea; Peniculida; Parameciidae
Exons: 7
Biological process (GO): protein deubiquitination
Cellular component (GO): nucleus; cytosol
Molecular function (GO): cysteine-type endopeptidase activity; cysteine-type deubiquitinase activity
Source: RefSeq, a predicted model, not a curated record
AUGACUCGUCAAUUUAGAGAGGCUCUUUUUAAGUGGAAGUAUGAUGAAAACGAAGCAUCCCAAGAGGGAAAGACUGUAUUCCAUGCAAGAAAGGGCGAUGAGAAUAGAGCAGCAGAUGCUAGAGGUUUGGUGAGAUCUUUUCAAUGGGAUCCACAAGAAUCAUUUGCUUAGCAUGAUGUUUCAGAAUUUUGCAGAGUACUGUUUGAUGCAAUCUAAUAAUCAGAUGAUUAGGAUUUCAUCACUCGUCUAUAUCAAUCUUGCUCAUAAUCCUACGUGCAAUGUUUAAAAUGCUAAUAGGAGAGUGUGCAGAAUGAAAUUUUCUUGGAUCUUUCACUCACUGUCAAAAGUGACUUUUUAAAUGUUUACAACGAGUCACUUGAGAGAGCACUAUACUAUUAUAUAAAGCCUGAGAAAUUGGAAGGAGAUAACAAAUACCUCUGCUAAAAUUGCAAUGAUAAAACCGACGCCAACAAAGGAUUUAGAUUAAAAUCACUAUCGGAUAUAUUCACCAUUCAAUUAAAUCGUUUUGAGUUUGAUAUGAAUACAUUCGAGAGAAAGAAGGUCAAUGAUUAUGUUUCCUUCCCCUUUGUUUUAGAUAUGAACAACUUUCUCAAACCAUAUGAUUAAAUCCUCAUUGAAGAUCAUCCAGAUCUAUUAGAAGAAAGAGAGAAAUUGAAAUAGCAAUAUGAAAAAGAGAAAUUAUAAAGUUGCUUCAGUGAUCCCUUGAGAAGAAAGAAUAGAAAGCCUUCUCCAGACGAGAGAGAGGCUAGAAGGUCCAUUUCAAUGACACUCCGCAAAUAGUUCCACCUGAUGAUAAAGCCUAAUUCAAAAAAAUUCUAACAAAAGUUUUAAAGUCUAAAAUCAAAUAAUACUUCUCAAACUCAAUUUACUUCUUAAACCAUACCAAAUAAUCCGAAUUUAAUUUUGACAGCUGAUGAAGCCUAUGAUAUUGAUAAUGAUUUUCUAUUUGGAGGCAAUUUGGAUGGACUAGGCGAUCUAGGAGAAGGCACUGCUGCCAAUACAGUCAAGGCUAUUAAGGAAGUACAAGGAAGUGUUAAAACUUAGAAUUAUGAGGAAAAAGAUAUUCAAGAAAGAAUUGAAAAUGAAUCACACAAUUUAUCAAUUAAAUAGAAGAUCUAAGAGCUGUUGCAAAAUGGACCAAAUGUUUACGAAUUAUAUUCAGUCAUGAUUCAUUCAGGAGGUGCAUUAGGAGGACAUUAUUAUGCAUAUAUCAAAUCUUUUGAAAAUGGAGAUUGGUAUUGUUUUAAUGACUCUACAGUCUCAAAAAUAUCAUGGAAGACAAUCUUAUCUAUGUUUGGAGACAAAUAUCCAAAAUACAAUAUGGGAAGUAGUGCUUACUUCUUGAUGUAUCGAAGAGCUGGUGAAGAACUAAGCACUUAAAAGCCUGAAAUUUAAGAGCAUUUGAAAAAAGAAAAAGAGGAGAAGUGGGAAAGAGAAAAGAAAGAAAGGGAAAUGGAAUUAAAAAUUAGAUGUUUCUAUAAAAAUAACGAUGCUGUUAUAAAAACAAGGAAAGAUACACUUUUGAAGGAUUUCAAAUAAUUAGUAAGGCAAGAAUUGAAAGUAUAAGAAGAUGACGAGAAUACAAGAAUAAGAUUCUUUAAUCAUAUUGAUUCAAUUCCUUAAGAUACAUUUACAAAUAAGGAGAAUGAAAUUCUGCAAGGAUUAUAUUUUAAUGAUUACAAAUCUGUACUUUUAGAAACCAAAGCUCCACAUGAAUAAUUCUAGGAGUACGAUGCUCAUUUAAUGUUGAUAAAACUAUGCGUUUGGAGAAAUGAUAUUGAGUCAUUGGAUGAACAUGAAUUGAAGCCUAAUAAGUUUUUCAUAAGGGAUGAUAAAACGGUUGAAUAAUUUAUGGAUGCUAUAACUCAACGAUUAGGAGUACCCAAAGAUAAAUAAAUAAUCUUACAGAAGAAUUUAAUUAAUGGAGCCGCCAAUUAUUCAUUUAGAAUGAAUUAGUAACAUUAAUUAGAAUACACCCUUUAUGAUCUUAAAAUCGGAAGAAAUGUGACAUUGUAUUUGGAAGAAAAGCAAGAUGAUCCUGAUCUUCCAUUAAAUUGGGAUUAAAAAUUUGAAUGCGAAAAACAUAAAUGUCGAGUGACUUUUAAUGAUCCCAGAAAACAAUUACUACACUCAGAAACUCCUGAUUAUUGUUUUGAAUUGUAAAUAGAUAAUAGAAAAACAAUGUAAGAGUUGAAAGAGAGAAUGAGUGAUUUCUUGGGUUUGGAUAUUGAUUCAUUCAUUUAUUUGACUACUACAAUAAAAAACAAUUAAGCCAUAGGUCGAGCUGCCUUUUGUCUAAUGAUGGGUAAACCUUCCACUAAAGGGACAUACAAAAUAAAGUUUGGCAUCGGAGGUCUUUCUCCAAAAUACUCUGAUACGAUUGAAUUUGAAUAUUAAGACUUGUUCGAAAUGGAAAUCAAUUCAGAAUGGUAUGUUCGGGAACUCAAAGAGAAACUUUGUUAAAGAUUGGAGGAAUAAAAAUAAAUUGUGUUACAACCAAACUUUAUGAGAUUGAGAUACAAACUAAAUACAAAACUCAGCUAAAUUUAUCAUAAUGAUUAAAUAUUAAAAAAUAUACGAAUCUUUGAUAAUCAAACUAUUAUUAUUGAAAAGUUGGAUAAGGAAGAUUAAAUAAAAGAAAAUUAACUAUUAGGAUAUGUGAGAUUUUAUAAUCCAAAAGACUUUACUCUUUCAUUUCCUCCUUAAGAGAUAUUUUUGAAUAGCACUGACACUAUGCAUGAUGUAUCAACUAUUAUUUCAAGCAUGUUUAAUAUCAAUUAAGAUGCAAUUGAAGCAAUUAAAAUAAAUAAUAUCUUCAGUUUUACAAUUACUGAUUUAGUGACUGCAAGCUUUGAUUGGUAAUUACUUAAAUUCAACUAAAAUGUCGUCAGCAAAAGUCCAUGGUUCCUUUUAAAAGAUUCCUAUUUCAUUAUUGUUCGAGAUGCAAGAGAGGUUCCAAAAGAUAUGACUGAAUUAAGAUAAAAAGUAGAUUAGAUUCUAGCCAAAUCCUCGGAUCCUUCUAAAAUGCAAUAAAAAAUACCUCCUUAAUCUACAAAACCAAAGGAGAAGGCGUUGAAAAUCACAGUCGUUAAGAAAUAAGAUGAAUUAGCAAAAUAGGAGGAGUUAUAAAAAUAAUAAGAUGAUCUAAAAGAAGAAUAACAACUUAAAGAGGACGAGAAGGAACAGCCACAAUAAAAAGAUGAGAAUUAAGAUAAUACAAAUGAGACUGCUAAAACUGAAUAAUAAUAAGAUUGA